This is a messenger RNA of Trametes versicolor FP-101664 SS1, 1816 nucleotides long. RefSeq names its product MBOAT-domain-containing protein. NCBI's taxonomy places the organism in Eukaryota, Fungi, Basidiomycota, Agaricomycetes, Polyporales, Polyporaceae. The coding region runs from base 51 to 1682 and encodes 543 amino acids. Gene Ontology annotation, biological process: glycerophospholipid biosynthetic process; lipid modification. The record is from RefSeq and is a predicted model, not a curated record. Gene Ontology annotation, molecular function: 1-acylglycerol-3-phosphate O-acyltransferase activity; 1-acylglycerophosphocholine O-acyltransferase activity. Gene Ontology annotation, cellular component: membrane; endoplasmic reticulum. The transcript has 10 exons.
CGGCUGGAUAUUAGUGGUGUACAAACAGACCAAACAGCCGUGUCGUCAUCAUGGACGCGUUCUUCGAGCCGGUGGCGGAUGCUACAGGUGCAUCCAUCGACCAAAUCAAGCUGAUUUUUUGUCUCUUGUUUUCAUAUCCGCUCGGGAGCGUAUACAUCCGCCUACCAACCUCGCGGCCGGAAUUCAAGCACAUAUUCAGCAUUGCGAUAGCCUUCUUCUACCUCGUACCAGUGCUCCAACUGUAUUUUGGGGUGAUUCAGCUGCUUAUCAGCGUAGGUGGGACCUACUACAUAACCCAGAAAGUCCAGACUUCGCGAAUGCCAUGGAUCGUGUUCCUGUUUACCAUGGGACAUCUUACGAUCAACCACAUCGUACGAACACUUGACGACUCAGGCUAUGACACAAUAGAGAUAUCUGGGCCCCAAAUGGUCCUCACAAUGAAGUUGACGACGUUUGCGUGGAACGUCGUUGAUGGGCGACGCGCUGCUGAGGAACUCGAUAAGUGGCAAGCCGAACACCGCGUUGUAGAAUAUCCUUCCAUACUCGAGUUCCUCGGAUACACAUUCUAUUUCCCCGGGUUCCUCGUCGGGCCAUUCCUGACUUUCAACGAGUACCGCGCCCUCGUAUCGGGCUCGCUGUACAAAGCAGCGGAAAAGAGCGAGGAAGAGCGCCGCGCAAUGGACACCCUCCCGCGCAGACUGGUGCCUCGUGGUCGCAAGCGGGUUGCUUUCCGCAAGAUGUUGGUUGGACUCGCGUUCCUCGGGGCCUACGUCACUUUCUAUCCAGAGUUCAACUUCCAGCUCACGGUCGAAGAUGAGUUCGAGAAGAAGCGUUUGCUCUCUCGAAUCAUUUUCCUGCAAUUCUGCGGCUUCUUCGAGCGGGUCAAGUACUACGCCAUCUGGACACUAACAGAGGGCGCAUCCAUCCAAACCGGGCUGGGCUUCACAGGAUACACAAAGACCGGCGGUACCCUAUGGGAGGGUGCUGCGAACGUUGAUAUCUGGAACAUCGAGUUCUCACCCAAUUGCAAAGUCCUCUUGGACUCGUGGAAUAUGAAGACGAACGUCUGGCUGCGCGAGUGCGUCUACAAGCGGGUUACGCCAAAAGGCAAGAAGCCUGGCUUCAAGAGCAGUCUCGCGACGUUCGCGACAAGCGCUUUCUGGCACGGAAUUGCACCAGGUUACUACCUCACGUUCUUCUUCUUCGCCUUUGUGCAGACCACGGCCCGCUUGGCGCGCACCUACCUCCGUCCCAUCGUCCUCCCAGCCAACUACGUUUCUCGACGAGACGCGCCGCCCCCACCGCAAACGACCGCGAAGCAGAUCUACGACUACCUCGGGAUCAUCGCCACCGUGUCGCUCACGAACUACGGCACGCUUCCAUUCAUGCUGCUCGGGAUCGACGACUCCUUCGUGGGGUGGAACAACGUCGCGUGGUACGGCCACUUCCUCGUCGGCGGCGGGCUCGUGUUCUUCUACUGCGGCGGGUGUAUCAUCAUCCAGGAGAUCCAGGAAGUCCGGAUAAAGGAGGCUGGGAUCAAGAAACAGCGGGAGGAGCUCAACCGGUUGGUGCAGACGGGCUCUAUCACACCGACGAGUUUCUCGAGGGCGCCAACACUUCCGCCGCUGGACGAGGCGGCGCAGGAGCUGGAGAGAGAGCUAAGGGGAGAUAAGUCGGAGUAGAGGUGUCAGAUAGCCUGCUGGGGCUCUCUCUAGCUGCAAUCGUUUUCCAUGCUUUCAUAUACGGUAUGAAUGUCCUUGGGGAGCACAGUAUCUAGUUACUUACAAAGUAGUACAGUUACUCUUAUUCAUUGCCC